CGCUCUCUCUCUCUCUCUCUCUCGCUCUCUCGCUCUCUCGCUCUCUUCUCUCUGGUCCUUUAAGCCUGCUGCAUCACAGGAGCUAUCCAGUGCUGAACCAGAAGAUUUUUUUAUCUUUUUGAAAGCUGGGGGAGCCAUAGAGUAACACACAGCGUUGCCGUCAGCCUUGUUCUCCACUGGUUUCCAUUUUCUUUCCUUCUCUUAUGUUUUUUAGAGGUUGUCUUUUCGUUUAACACAAGGAUUACUACUACCGUCAGCAGGCUCCAGCUCUGCCUGUUUGCUGCUUUCUUUGGGGGUCUUCUCUUUUCUUCUCAUGCGUGAUUCUCGGGUCUGUGUGUUUUUUAUUCUUUGAAACAUGCCCCGUUCGUUUUUGGUGAAGAAAAUCAAGCUUGAUGAUUUCUCUUCAUCCAAUGCUGCCUCUAAUCACCAUCACCACCUGGACGACUCGUUCACUCCUUUCUCACGAUCCAUCACUGACUCUGUGACCAACUUGGGGGUUCGCCUCAGUGAGAAUGGCUACAUCCAGGAUUACAUCACGCCAUCGGUAUACCAGGGGGAGAAGAAGAUGGAGCUCAAGCUGGCCUCGCCCAUCUCUGACCCCCUUUACACCCAGGUGAGCAGCGGGGGCGAGGAGUACUGUGACCCUGACCUGGAGCACCCUGACAGCCCCCAGUCCGGCAUGACAGCCAGCGGCUUCUACAGCGGCGAGGCGGAGGCCCCGACCGAGGGUUACACCAUGGAUGCCUUCUUCAUUUCCGACGGGCGUUCGCGGCGGAAGGGAGACGGCGACGGCCGUAAGGGAGGUAGUUCUGCCACGUCCAAUGCCGAUGCCACAGAGGAGAGGGAGGCCGGGGCCGCCGGCAUGGCCCGCCACUCCUGCAACGAGUGUGGCAAGACGUACGCCACUUCAUCCAACCUCAGCAGGCACAAGCAGACGCACCGUAGCCUGGAUAGCAAAAUGGCGCGCAAGUGUCCCACCUGCGACAAAGUGUAUGUGUCCAUGCCGGCGCUGGCCAUGCACAUCCUCACCCAUGACCUCAAGCACAAGUGUGAUGUGUGCAGCAAGGCCUUCAGCCGGCCCUGGCUCCUGCAGGGCCACAUGCGCUCGCACACCGGGGAGAAACCGUUCGCCUGCGCCCACUGCGGCAAAGCCUUCGCUGACCGCUCAAACCUCCGCGCCCACAUGCAAACCCACUCUGCCUUCAAGCACUACCGCUGCAAGCGCUGCAAUAAGACCUUCGCCCUGAAAUCCUACCUGAACAAGCACUAUGAGUCAGCCUGCUUCAAGGGAUCUGGGGAUGAAGAUGAGGACGAGUCCUGCUCUGAGAACUAGCUGGCGGAACCAGAAGGACGGAAUCAGAUUUUGGAACCCUAGGUUCUACAACCAAUAACCCCCUUCACUCUGCCCUACAUCCCUUUUUUUCUUCCCUUUUAUAGAAAGCAAUAUUUUCACUGAGAUUACGUGAAGAAACUGUUCUGAUUAUGGCAAAGACAAUUUCAAAAUAUGCUGGAU
This is a messenger RNA of Oncorhynchus masou masou (cherry salmon), 1513 nucleotides long. RefSeq names its product transcriptional repressor scratch 2-like. The record is from RefSeq and is a predicted model, not a curated record. Gene Ontology annotation, molecular function: RNA polymerase II cis-regulatory region sequence-specific DNA binding; DNA-binding transcription factor activity, RNA polymerase II-specific. Gene Ontology annotation, biological process: regulation of DNA-templated transcription. Bases 356 to 1333 code for a protein of 325 amino acids. The transcript has 2 exons. NCBI's taxonomy places the organism in Eukaryota, Metazoa, Chordata, Actinopteri, Salmoniformes, Salmonidae.